Messenger RNA from Fukomys damarensis (Damara mole-rat), 3451 nucleotides. RefSeq names its product zinc finger protein 709-like. The transcript has 5 exons. The record is from RefSeq and is a predicted model, not a curated record. Gene Ontology annotation, cellular component: transcription regulator complex; PcG protein complex. Lineage: Eukaryota; Metazoa; Chordata; Mammalia; Rodentia; Bathyergidae. Gene Ontology annotation, molecular function: DNA-binding transcription factor activity, RNA polymerase II-specific; RNA polymerase II cis-regulatory region sequence-specific DNA binding. Gene Ontology annotation, biological process: regulation of transcription by RNA polymerase II. The coding region runs from base 176 to 2602 and encodes 808 amino acids.
CCAUCCAAUCAGGUGGGCUGAGGGAGCCUGGCGGGCUCUUCCUGUGUCAUGGCGUUGAAGUGUGCAUCGUGAACGGGCUGCCGAGAUUCCCCAGCUAAAUAAACCGCCUGUUUCUGUAAUUUCUCCUGGCUGCGAGCUGCAUUCAAAGGACCCCGUGGGACCCACAAGCCACGCAAUGGAGACAGUGGCCUUUGAGGAUGUAGCUGUGAACUUCACCAAGGCAGAAUGGGCUUUGCUGAAUCCACCCCAGAAGAAACUCUACAGAGAUGUGAUGUUGGAAACAUGUAUGCAUUUGACCGCUAUAGGAAGAAGCUGUUGUAACCAGCAAAUGGAAGAACAAUACAAAAAUUAUUCAAGAAAUCUAAGAAAUGAUGCAGACAAGUAUUUGAGAUUUGAAGAGACACUGUAUAGAAGUAGUAAACAUGGAGAAACCUGCAUUGAUUUCCGGUCCUUUCAGAAAUAUGAAAUGAGAAACACUGUAGAGAAACAAUGUCAGCAUGAGCAAUGUGCGAAAGCCUAUUCUGAUCUUAGUGAACAGACUCAGCCUGCGGAGAAAACAUUUCUAGGUAAGAAAAAUGUGAAAGCCUCCAGCACACCCAGUGGUGUUCAAAUCCAGGAAAGAAAUCAGGGUGUGGGCAGUUCUUAUGUGUACAAACAACAAGAGAAUACUUUUAUGCCUUCAAACUAUUUUCAAAUGAAUGAAACAAUGCAUGCUGGAGAGAAGCCCUAUGUAACUAAGGAAUGUGUGAAAACAUUAUCCCAUAGUCAUUCCUUUCAAAAACAUAAAAUAAUUUCCACUGGAUGGAAACCUUAUGUAUGUAAACAAUAUGGAAAAGCAUUCACUACACAGAAUUGUAAUGAGAUACAUGAAGAAAAUCAAACUAGAGAUGAACCUUAUGUACUUAAACAAUGUGGGAAAUCAUUCAGCACACAAAGUCAGUGUCAUAGUCAUCAAAGAACUCACACCAUUGUAUGUAAGCAAAGUGGAGAAGAAUUUGCUGAUAAGUCCUCAUUUGAAAGACAUAGAUGCUCUCAUACUGGGGAGAAACCCUAUGAAAGUAAGCAGUGUGUGAAAGCUAUCAGCACAGACAGUCACCAUCAAAGUACUGAAAGAACUCACACUGGGGAGAAACCCAAUGUAUGUAAUCAGUGUGGGAAAACUUUCAAGACAAAGAGAAGCUGUCGAAUACAUGAAAGAAUUCACACUGGGGAGAAACCGUAUAUAUGUAACCAUUGUGGGAAAUCUUUCAAUGGAAAACAAGAUUGCCAAGUACAUGAAAGAAUACACACUGGGGAGAAACCGUAUGUGUGUAAGCAUUGUGGGAAAUCUUUCAACCAAAAGCGUUGUUGUGAAACACAUGAAAGAAUUCACACUGGGGAAAAACCGUAUGUAUGUAAGCAUUGUGGGAAAUCUUUCCUCCGAAAGCGUUGUUGUGAAACCCAUGAAAGAAUUCACACUGGGGAGAAACCGUAUGUAUGUAAGCAUCGUGGGAAAUCUUACAAUGUAAAGAAAGAUUGUCGAGUACAUGAAAGAAUUCUGAAUGGGGAGAAACCGUAUGUAUGUAAGCAUUGCGGGAAAUCUUUCAAUGUAAAGAAAGAUUGUCGAGUACAUGAAAGAAUUCACACUGGGGAGAAACCGUAUGUAUGUAAGCAUUGUGGGAAAUCUUUCAUCCGAAAGUGUUCUUGUGAAAUACAUGAAAGAAUUCACACUGGGGAGAAACCGUAUGUAUGUAAGCAUUGUGGGAAAUCUUUCAAUGUAAAGAAAGAUUGUCGAGUACAUGAAAGAAUUCACACUGGGGAGAAGCCGUAUGUGUGUAAGCAUUGUGGGAAAUCUUUCAAUGUAAAGAAAGAUUGUCGAGUACAUGAAAGAAUUCACACUGGGGAGAAGCCGUAUGUGUGUAAGCAUUGUGGGAAAUCUUUCCUCCGAAAGCGUUGUUGUGAAACACAUGAAAGAAUUCACACUGGGGAGAAGCCGUAUGUGUGUAAGCAUUGUGGGAAAUCUUUCCUCCGAAAGCGUUGUUGUGAAACACAUGAAAGAAUUCACACUGGGGAGAAACCGUAUAUAUGUAAGCAUUGUGGGAAAUCUUUCAAUGCAAAGAAAGAUCGUCGAGUACAUGAAAGAAUACACACUGGGGAGAAACCAUAUGUAUGUAAGAAUUGUGGGAAAUCUUUCAUUGAAAAGAAAGAUUGCCGAGUACAUGAAAGAAUACAUACUGGGGAGAAACCGUAUGUGUGUAAGCAUUGUGGGAAAUCUUUCAGCCAACGGACUAAUUGUCAUAUACAUGAAAGAAUUCACACUGGGGAGAAACCGUAUGUAUGUAAGCAUUGUGGGAAAACUUUCAAUGCAAAGAAAGAUUGUCAAGUACAUGAAAGAAUACACACUGGGGAGAAACCAUAUGUAUGUAAGAAUCGUGGGAAAUCUUUCAUUGAAAAGAAAGAUUGCCGAGUACAUGAAAGAAUACAUACUGGGGAGAAACCGUAUGUGUGUAAGCAUUGUGGGAAAUCUUUCAGCCAAAAGAGAAGUUGUCAAAUACAUGAAAUAAUUCACACAGUGAGAAACCCUAUAAAUGAAAUCAAUGUGAAAAAAGCAAACACUACAUAGAGUUAUGAAAUGGAUGAAGCAAAUCACACUAGAGAUCAACCUUAUAUAUCCAAAUAAUGUGUGAAAGCAUUCAGCACACAGUGUCAUCAAAAUCCACACCAGGGAGGAGCCCUGUGUAAGCAAUAUGGAAAAGGAACCGCAUGGAAAACACCAGGUUCACCCAGUUCUGGAUGUCAGGGUGCGCUGCUCCCCACCUCAGGCCCGUAGCAGCUCUGGUCACUUGUCCUGAUCCCAGAGAGUCUGUAUCCUGUUAAUCUGUCCCUUCUUAUUACUGUUGGUCUGUUAAUACCUACAUACAGGUAGUAUCACUAUUAUUUAAUAUGGGGAGGGGAGGAAUUGGGAAUUAAAAGAAUUUAUGUAUCAUCCACAUAUACCUACUCUACAUGAUGAAUACAAUAAUUAUGCCCUGCAAAUGUGUAUUAAAAAUAAAUAUUUACUACAGAAUAAUGACUGGUCAGAUUGCAAUAGGCUGGAUUCAAGGCCCUGUUCAUGAAAUGAUAUGGACAAAAAGUAUUUUCAGAGAUUGUUGCACACAAUUCAGUUAAUAAAGUGUGUUGAUAUGGGGCUGAAGGACAGGGACCUGCCCGAUCACAGGUGUGACAUGUCAGGGGAAUGGGGAUGAUGUCCUUGUGGGAACACAGAUAAGCAGAUGGGGAUUUAGAUGGCCUUUUGUGCCUACAAUGCAGACAAGUACCACUAACAGUGGUGGUGACUACUGGGCACGACUGGGUCCCUGCGGUGCCAUCACAUACAGAGUGACUCCUGUGUCUAGUAUGUCUGCCUCUUCACACUGGAGGACAGAAUGUGCAGCCCACAUCCUCAGGGUCUUAUGGUAUGGGGGGAUGGAGC